Messenger RNA from Sphaerodactylus townsendi, 4755 nucleotides. RefSeq names its product sterol regulatory element binding transcription factor 1 (gene SREBF1). Bases 266 to 3601 code for a protein of 1111 amino acids. Gene Ontology annotation, biological process: regulation of transcription by RNA polymerase II. Lineage: Eukaryota; Metazoa; Chordata; Lepidosauria; Squamata; Sphaerodactylidae. The transcript is spliced from 19 exons. Gene Ontology annotation, molecular function: RNA polymerase II cis-regulatory region sequence-specific DNA binding; DNA-binding transcription factor activity, RNA polymerase II-specific; protein dimerization activity. The record is from RefSeq and is a predicted model, not a curated record. Gene Ontology annotation, cellular component: nucleus.
GCCACUCCAGUUCACAACUCUCCUUCCCGGGCUCCCCCUCCCCUCCAGAUCCAGGCAUGGCACACAUGGGGGUGGGACGCAGCAGGCAGCUGGGCCCCCCCGGCCCAUAGACGCGCGGCUGUUUUGCUGGGAGGGAGCAAAGUAUGCGGACUUGCUGCGGGUGGGUCGCCUAAAGGGUCGCUGAGUUUGGCGUGACUGUUUUCCUCAAAAUAACUUUUAUCGUUUCCGGGGAUUUCUCUCGUAAAGGGGGGGGGGGGCUGCCGAGAUGGACGGCCUCCUCUUCGAAGACCCCUCCCUGGAGGGCCUGGACCCUUCGCUGACUCUCCGUGAAUCCAGCGAAAUUGACACGGCUCUCCUGAGUGACAUUGACGACAUGCUCCAAUUGAUCAACACGGAAGAAAGUGAUUUCCCCGGCCUGUUCGAUGUGCCGUUCAGCGGAAAUGCAGCUCCGGAACCCAACCUGCAUGGGUCCAGUUUCUUUGGCGGCUAUCUGGGGACCAGCAACCCAGCUCCUUCCGGCCUCUUCCAGCUUCCGUCUCCAUCCCAAACGAGCUUUCAGUCUCUGCCGGCAGGCAAUUCCAACAUGAAUGUGACUCCCAUGGAUGUCAAGGAAGAGGCCACAGCCACAGCCACGGCCGCAACCGUCACUCAGCCGCAAACCCAGAUGCCGGCAGCCAGAAACCUGGCUCAGAGUUUUAUCCCGGCACCGCAACCCCAGUUCUCGGCCCCACCGUUGAUGGGUUUCCAAAACCAGAGUGCUCUUCCUGCUGUCCAGCCAGGAGGACCUCCUCCGCCCAUGUCGACCCCCCCAGUCACUUCCCAGCAGCCCCUGCCAGCUACAUUGCAGGCUCCGGUCCAGAGCAUCAUUCCUCAGCCAUUUCUGGCGCCUAGCACCCCACAGGUUAUUCCAUCUCAGAUCCAACAAUUGCCGGUCCUUCUACAGCCCCAUUUCAUCAAAGCUGACUCUCUGCUUCUGACUGCGGUCAAGGCAGAUGUCUCCGGGGUCAAGACUUCGGGCAUCACAACUCUGGCCACCACAACAGCUGUGCAGUCUGCACCGCUGCAGAUGCCGACGUUGGUGAGUGGGGGUACCAUUCUGGCCACCAUGCCAUUAAUGGUGGACACAGACAAGCUACCCAUUAACCGCCUGACCGCCGGGAAACCUCUGCUGAGCCACAACAAAGGCGAGAAACGCACGGCGCACAACGCCAUCGAGAAACGCUACCGCUCGUCCAUCAACGAUAAGAUCAUAGAGCUGAAGGACCUGGUGAUGGGCACAGAUGCCAAGCUGAACAAGUCGGCCAUUUUGCGGAAGGCCAUCGACCACAUCCGCUUCCUGAAGCAGGCCAACCAGAAGCUGAAAGCAGAGAACAUGGCUCUCAAAAUGGCUGCUCAGAAGAACCAGUCCCUGAAGGACCUGGUAGCCAUGUCUGGCCAGAACCCCGAAGACACCGCAGAAGGGGUGAAGUUGAUGGGUGCCCUAACACCGCCACCGUCAGAUGCUGGCUCUCCGUCGCACAGUAGCCCCCUUUCGCUCAGUGGGGCAAGUGGAAGUGACUCGGAGUCCGACAGCCCAUUCUGCGAAGAGACCAAGGUGAAGUUAGAGGCCCAGACUCUCUCCCCCGGCAGCCUGGGGAUGCUGGACCGGUCCCGCAUGGCCCUGUGCGCCUUCGUCUUCCUCUGCCUCUCAUUCAACCCUCUGUCUUCCAUCUUGGGUGGACUAAGCUCCGCCGGCCCCUCGGAGAUCACAAGCCCCACCAGCACUGGGAGAACCAUGAAGGCCGAGAGUGCGCCUAGAGACGCUCCUGUUGCGUGGUCCCAAUGGCUUCUCCCCACCUUGAUCUUCUGGCUGAUCAACACAGUUGUGGUUCUUGGGGCUUUCGUCCGGCUCUUCAUUUACGGUGAGCCCGUCACGAGACCGCAUUCUGAAUCCUCGGUCCUAUUCUGGAGGCACCGCAAGCAGGCUGACCUGGAUCUGGCACGGGGGGAUUUUGCACAGGCCUCGCAGAACCUCUGGACGGCACUCAAGGCCUUGGGGCGCCCGCUCCCUACCUCUAACCUAGACCUGACCUGCAGUCUGUUAUGGAACCUGAUCCGGCACGUUCUUCAGCGGCUCUGGGUGGGGCGUUGGCUGGCGGGGCGAGCUGGAGGUUUCUUCCGCGACCGUGAGCUCAAGGCCGACGUGCGCAAGAGCGCCUGUGACGCGGCACUGGUUUAUCACCGCUUGCAUCAGCUGCACAUGACAGGGAAACACGUGGCUGGUCACCUGUCAGCGAUCAACAUGGCCCUCAGCGCAGUGAAUCUGGCCGAAUGCGCAGGGGGUACCAUGUCCGUGGCGACGCUGGCCGAGGUCUACGUAGCGGCGGCGCUCCGGGUGAAGACCAGUCUCCAUCGCUGCUUCCACUUUUUGGCGCGUUUCUUUCUCAGCAGCGCCCGGCAGGUGUUGCUGUCCCACAGUGGCACUGUGCCCCCGGCCCUCCAGUGGCUGUGUCACCCGGUGGGUCACCGUUUCUUCGUGGACGGUGACUGGGCUGUGAAGAGCUCCCCCCCGGAGAGUAUCUACAGCUCCACCAGCAACCCCGUCGACCCGCUAGCUCAGGUGACCCAGCUUUUCCGGGAGCACCUGCUGGAAAAAGCGCUCUCUUGUGUGUCCAGGUUGGAGGGUCAGCCACCGGUCAGUCUUGGCGAGGGGGAAUUUUCCGAUGCCCUCGAGUAUCUGAAUUUCCUCAACAGCUGUGUGGACGCCGUGCCCGGGCCAACUCCCUCCAUUGGUGCCAAUAUGGAUGCCACCACAGGCACCGACCCCGUGGCUACCUGGUGGGCCUCUGUGGUCACCAUGGUGAUCCAUGGGUUGCAGGGGGACGAUGAAGCAGUGGACCGCCUGUACCCCCUCGUGGAAUCCAUGCCCAGAGCCCUUCAAGCAUCUGAGAACCCGCUUCCGCGAGCUGCUCUGCACACCUUCAAAGCGGCUCGGUCUUUGCAGGGCAAACUGGACUGCAGUCUGGGCCAGUGCGACCGGGCCAGUGACUUCUUGCGAGACAGCUUAGGGGGGAACACAGCCACGAGCACCAUUGACCGAGCCAUGCAGUUUCUCCUGUGUGACUUCCUCCUCAUUAUCCGCACGAGGCUUUGGCAGCAACAGAUGCAGGCAACUCAGCCCCAUGGGACCCCUUACCAAGCUUCGACCCUCGAACUGCGGGGCUUCCAAGGGGACCUCAGUUGCCUCCGGCGCCUGGCCCAGGCCGACCGGCCUGCUAUGCAUAGGGUUUUUCUGCAUGAAGCCACGGCUCGGCUGAUGGCCCGAGCCAGCCCCACACGGACCCACCAGCUGCUGGACCGGAGCUUGCGUCGGAGGGGAGCCUCUAGCAGCAAAGGAGCCAGCCAACAGGAGAACCACCCAACAGCUCGGGAGCAGGCCGAAGCCCUCCUGCUGGCGUGUUCCUACCUGCCACCAGUAUUCCUCUUGGGGCCAGGUCAGCGAAUGGGCAUGUUGGCCGAGGCUGCCCGUUCCCUGGAGAAGCUGGGUGACAAACGGACACUCCACGAGUGCCAGCAGAUGCUCAUGAAGCUCGGCAGUGGCUCCACAGUCACCUCCAGCUAGAGAGGAGGGGCGGAGGACUGGGUGAGGGGCCGCCCCACGGGGUGCUGCCGGGGCGUAAUCCUCGCAAGCAUGCCUUGCGUCCGUCUCUUGUGGAUAGUUGGCGGGGGAGACUAAGAAUUCUGAAGACCUGGACCUGCCAGUUCAGAGCUUUCCUCUAGGUAAUAAGUUUCCAGCGCACUUAAGACGCUGCCCGUGUAGUUUCUGCAGCCUGUCCUUCCCGGCUGCCAUUUUGUUCUGAGCAGAUGGAGGCACGAGAAAGCUGUGCUGUUUGCCGGGGGUGGUGGCAGAAUCGUAUAAAAGCCAGCGUGGGGGGGGGAGGGUGCCCACAAAUUUUGAGAGACCUGCUCAGAAAGCGGAGGGUCCCUUCACACCCCCCCCCCGAGGACAGCCUGCACCCUUUCUUACAACACACACUCCCUCAUGCAUGCUUUGUGUCAACUCUGUCCGCCCUUGGUGGCAUGCCAGACUCGAUGGCUUUUUGCAAUAGUCUUGCUUCUCAUCUGGCCACUGUGGCUCCUCCGAUUGUCCUACAGGAAUUCAUCCCCCCCCCCUCACCCCAUUUCCCAUCUCCCUGCAGCUGUCCAGCUUCAGGAAGGCAGCGGGGACCCCUAGGGGCAGCACUUAAGUAUUGCAGGAUGUUCACCUUGUUGACCAGAGCAUGUGACUAUCACAUCCCCCAAGGUGGAUGCUGGUCUUCAUCCCGGACCAGGUGACCAAUUGUUGUUUCCUCCGCCUCGGCGCAAGGCACAGACGGGCGCUCCCUCGCUUGGUGGCACGGCUGUUGUUGCCCAGUUGUGUUUAUGGAGGGUGGAAUUCUCAGUGAUGGGACUCUGCUCCUUUUAAAAGCGUUCGGUUCUGAGACAGGGAGGACACCGUGGCUUUUUCCAGUCUCCAGGAUGUGGUUUUCUCAUGUAGGUUGUUUCCCUUCCAAGCCGAACAAGGAAACGUUACGGCGUCACGUCCCCACGGGGCUGUGCGGUCCCCGAGUAGAAUCCCGAGCGGGUUAGCCGUGUUAGACCCUUGCAGCGAAAAGAGGCAAGAAUCCAAAGUCGCCUUCAAAGACUAACGAAUUUUUAUCUUGGCAUAAGCUUUUGGGGGCUAAAGAUUUCUUCAGUAGAAUAGAUGAUUCUAAGGGAGCAGUAUACCCCUGGUUA